Messenger RNA from Apiotrichum porosum, 585 nucleotides. RefSeq lists its product as uncharacterized. The transcript has 5 exons. NCBI's taxonomy places the organism in Eukaryota, Fungi, Basidiomycota, Tremellomycetes, Trichosporonales, Trichosporonaceae. The coding region runs from base 1 to 585 and encodes 194 amino acids. The record is from RefSeq and is a predicted model, not a curated record.
AUGCCUCAACCUCCAUACGCGAUACCUGGAGACGGCGGUGUCUCCCCGGAUGACGUCCCUGGCAUGAUCACGCUCAAGGAACAUGAGUACCUCGACAAGCUGAGGGCCGAGACGGCUGCAGCAGGCAACUUCGUCCACUUGAUCCAGGCCACUCAUGAGGCUGAAGAAACCGCCCUGCUGAGCCCAUUGAGUACGCUCUGCGCUGUGCUCCCGCCUUGCUUCAAAUCGCGCACCAAGUACAAACUCGGCGGCGGUAAGGGCAAGCAUGCCAAGAAGAACAAGAAGACGAGGGACAAGAAGAAGAAGAACGAGUGCUUGGACUGGCGCUGCGAACUCCCACAUAAGGUCUUUGACCACCUCCUCAUGAUGCACCCGCUCUACCCAGUCGACGAGCGCGCCGAGGACGACGAAGAUGGAGAGCACACAUUCUUCCUCAACUUCCUCAGUCUCCUCCAGGACAUCGAAGUCGAGCUCUUCACAUUCGAUCUCGGUCCUGCUCCGCCGACCAAUGUGUUCAAGUACCGUGAGCGUCUCGACCUGCAGGGCGCCGAGCGCGGUCUCAUCUCCAUCUUCAUCUCCGUUUGA